Molecule: messenger RNA, 4641 nt
Organism: Symbiodinium natans
Lineage: Eukaryota; Dinophyceae; Suessiales; Symbiodiniaceae
Source: the annotation of a GenBank genome assembly
AUGGUGGGUGAGCCGUUUCGGCCGAUCAGCCCCCAGACCGAGUGGCAGGGCUCCACCUUGGCGGACUUGGCUCGUUCAUCCAAGCGUGCCACCCGCUACCCGGAGAAGAACGGACGCCUUCCGACACCGGCGUACAAGAAGCGUCAAGGCCCCACAAUCGAGGUAUUUGGCGACAGCUUCGCCACUAUUGAUGAGGAGGACGACAGCAGUAGCGAGUCCUCAUUCGGGAAUGGAUCUGAAGAGGCAUUCCCAAUGCCGCGUGGUCCUCGCCGGUUGUCUAAGUUUUCCCGGCAUAGUGUCGAUGAGAUGCUCAAAAAGAAGACGCAGAGCCUUCUGCCAGACCUGCAGCUGGUGCUGGAACGACUGCGCAGUGGUGCCGAAGGCCUCUCGGAAUCCGAGCUGGAGCGCUACAACGUGGCCUUCUUCCGUUUCAAAGAUCCCGACGGGCCGGAGAUGCACAAGGAUGAGCUCCCGCAAGUGCUGGAGUUCUUGGGCUUUCCUUUGCCUGACGCGGUCCAGUGCCGUCAGAUCGCGGAUGAGUGUGCGGAAUACGAAACGCUCGAGAAGGUCGAUUUCAUAACGUUCAUGGAGCGCUACCUGGACUGGGAGCUUCAGCGUUACAAGGAAAUCUUCUCGAGCUAUGAUGAGGAUGGAAGUGGCUUCCUUGAUACCACGGAGCUGAUGACCUUCAUCUCGUCUUUGGGCUUCACACCGCUUCGAAGCAUGGUGAAGGAGGCCCUCAACUUGGUCGACUUGGAUCGGAAUGGCCUGCUGGAUUUCGAAGAGGUUGUUCUGCUCAUGCACUGCUACCGGCACACGGAGGGCUUUACUGUGGAAGAGCUGCAGACGCUAUCUGCGAUUUUUACGGAUGUGAUUGAGCAAGUUGCGCGGAGAAGGGAAGGCUCCAACCUCCUGCCUGCCGACAUGCUGGGCGACGUCCUGGUGCAGUUCUUUGGUCCUGCACAGGCAGCAAAAGCAAGCGAGUUGCAGCAGGACUGCAUUGCGAGAGCCGCAAAGAGAGAAAAUGCAACCAGUGCCGACUAUGGCAAGAAGUUCACGCUUGGUCUUGGCUUCCACGAAGCCGUGCUGUGGGCGCGUCGUUUACGCGACAAGGAGUUCGAGGCCUACCGCGAGGCUUUUCAGAAGUUUGACGAGGAUGGCAGCAACUCCAUCGACAUGGACGAGCUCCAGAAAGUUAUCAAAACGCUGGGUUAUACCAUGACAAAAUCAACCAUUGUCGAGAUCAAGCAAGUCGCUUUCGCAAGGACGGACCUGGAAGAUGUGUGCAACAAGACCAGUGCCGAAGUGCUUGACUCCGAAUCGAUGGACUAUGAUUCCUUCGUCCACUUCAUGCUAAUGCUGCAGCAGUCGGAUGGAUUCUCCAAAGCUGAGAUACAGGAGAUUAAGGCCACAUUCAAGAAGUUUGACGAAGACGGCAGUGGAGACAUUGAUGUCUGUGAGCUGUCGGACAUGUUGCGCUUUCAGGGCCACCACACCAGCAUUGACGAGGUGAGGCGAUUGCAUGCGCGUGUGGACUUCAAUGGCAGCGGUGCGCUUGACCUUGCAGAGUUCGUUCGGUUUAUGCGAUUGCACCGCGAGGAAAUGCUCGAAGCCGUGCGGCAGGCUUUCGACACCUUGAAAGACCUGAGUACUGGCAUGCUGAGCGCGGACCGUAUUCCGUUUGCCGUGGCCAAGCUGGAAUAUGCCACAGAGGACCGGCGAAUCUCGGUCGAGCCAUUUUUGCCACGUGUGGCACUGGAUUUUGAUGGUUUCGUCACCCUUUGCGACAAGAUCCGGGAAGCACAGGUGGCUGCUGAUAGAAAGCGCGCGGGCUUCUGCGACCGGGACAUCGAUCAUUUCUGGGGGCUCUUCCUCAGCUACGACACCAAGAAAGCUGGAGUGCUGAGCACGGAAGAAUGCACCAAUCUCUUGGCCGCUCUAGGUUUUCAUGUCCGGACCGUGGAGGAGCAGCAAGACCUCAAAGGCCUCUUGCAGCAGGCCCGGAGCAUCGCUGAAGCUGCCGGAGUUGACAGCCGAAAUGACAAUGGGAGCGUGAAUUUCUAUGUCCUCCUCCAGCUGCUUCAGGCGCUUUUCGUGAACCACGAGAGAGAAGCCGAAGCAGCGCUCACGCAGGUUGCGGAAGAGGCCGACUUCAGCAUGAGCGAGGUGACUGAGUUCCUCGAUAUCUUUACGUCUUAUUGGGCUGAAGAGUUGCCACCUGGGGAAGCUGAGAAUCCCAACAAUCGGCUGACCAAAAAGAGCAUUAGCAGGAGCUCGGUUUACAAGCUUCUCCGGGCGAUGGGAAUCCGUCUGGACCCGGCUCUCAAGGACACGCUGGAUAAGCAGGUAGCACACCUGUCCGGUGAGAGGCUGGAGUUCCAUGGGUUCCUUCGGCUCAUGCGGUGGAUGGUCGAGGUCAACUUCGCGCAGAUCAACAAUGGCACCACGCCUUCUUACCGCGCAACUCUGUUUUCGGCUUCCUGUUUCACCAUCCCCAUUUUCCCAGGGCAGAUGUGCCGAAAGUUAGAUCCAGGACAUGUAGGUGUUUGCAUGCUGUGCCGAGUGCUUGGUGCCGUCUCGCUACAGUUUGCGGAGUGGACCGAGCCUGGUAGGAGAAAGGCAUGCGAGGGUCCACUUGCGGUGAUUCAGGUGAUGCGUCUGGUUUCUCGGUCGGAGAUACUUUGUCUGGUCCUCCUUCAGCAUUCCCUGGCGUGCCGCCGCUGGUGGCAGCGCAAAUCAGAUGGACUCUGGUUGCGUGAAGCAGGCAAGUGUCCUUGGAAAGGUGGGGGAUCUUUGUGGGGUGAGCUGGAAAUUCCCAGCGAAGUGAUGGACAACACUUGGCUCAACUCUUCGGAUUCCUCUGUCGGUGGUGGCGUUACCAUCACUGUGGAGCUGGAGAGGGAAGGCCUCCCAGAGUACGAGCUCAGCGAAGAGCCUCCAGAUCUGGCUGAUCGCUUCGAAGAGCUUGGCAGCAGGUGCACAAAGACUAAGCCGCGCAGAACUGCUGACUGCGGCCUCUUCGAAGAUGGGAAGCUCCAAGCCCUUUCUAACAAGAUUGGUGAGAAGUCAUGCCAGCAUCCCGAGGCUAAGGAGGCCCGGGCGCUCUUCUGCCGCUACCCGCCACGCUUCUACGGCCACGCGGGGAUUUGCAACCAAUAUUCCCAGUUCUGCCCCUUUGAGGAACUCCGGGUGGAAAGCAACCCGUUGCUGAUUGACACGGCCGUCAUUAAUGUUGAUGCUGAUAUGUUCCAUUCAAUGGAGGAAUGUGGCGUGUUUCACAAACAGCUUUGGAUUUUCAAAGUAUUUGUUCACUGGUGCCCGCACUGCCAGCAGCUUAUGCCCCUUCUUUACCGCCUGGCACUCGUUUUGCGACAGCGUGGGGUCAACACUCUGCGCUUUGGUGCCGUCAACUGUGCCACCGAGCACGAGCUGUGUGCAACGCAGAAUUGGCCCGGCCACCCUUUGCUGGUUGCCCGGUACCUGGGACCGAACCGGGCCGUGCAUGAUGCCAUCGAGCAUUGGGUCGACGUAGUUAAAGAUGCGCAGCUGCGGCAAAUGCUACCACGCUACGCCCUUCCUGGAGAGUUUCCAGUUCUCAAGCUACUACUGGAGCAGCUGCCAUCAUCAGUGCUCUCCAAGUCAUCUUGGUCGUCUUUGUUCGAUGCAGAGGGUGAGCAUUCGCAAGCUUCUGGUUGUGCGAACUUGACAGCCCUACAUCCGGAAUUCCCAGAGGCGACCAGCGACCAAGUUGGCAAUGGCUGGCACGAUGCCGAGCACAACUUCACAACCAGACAGAGAUGGACUGAUGCACUGCUCAUGCUCAGGCACGUCUUGCAGGAGUGGAUUGCCCCAAUUGGAGAUGAUGGCAAUGCAGAUGCGUUCUCUCACCAGCAGCUACUGGUCAUGGAACCUUGGAUAGAGCUGCUGGCCCGGAAUAUUCCAGCAGCUUUUGGUUUGGCCGAGACAUUGCAGGCAUUGCAUGGUGCCCUACUGCAGCGAGUGCGGGCUUCCCAGACAGAGGCCGGCAGCUCGCUCUGCGCGGACGAGUGGAAAUCACUGACAACCCCAGUGCUGACUCAAAUAGCUCAAGUGGGCCAGCGAGACUUCGCGGUGCCUUCAGCUUGUGCUUCUGACACGUGCCGAAUGUGGAGCUUGCUUCAUACCCUGGCCUCUGAAGGGCUGAGGCUGGAGCAGCUGCCCAGAAAGAGCCCAUUGACACUGUCUCCUUCCGCCCCGGAUGUGAUGAUGCGGACCGUGUAUGGCUUUCUGGAGCAGUUUUUCAAGUGCCACUACUGCAGGCGCCACUUCCUGAAGAACUUUGAAGCUGGCUCCUUUGGCCGCGAUCUCGCUUUCACUUCACGAAAGCAGGUCGUUCUGUACUUCUGGCGAUUUCACAACGCGGUCUCCGUGCGCGUGACAGCGUGGCACCGGUGCAACGCCACCGACCGGCGCUGGCCGCCGUCGUCCCUGUGCUUGAGGUGCUGGAAGCAUACUGACGACGACUGGCCGGUUCUGUCUGAAGCACACGAUGUGGUCAAAGGUGGCGCGGCUCGUGCGUUAGACCUCAAAGCGUCGCCGGAUGAAGAUGAAGUCCUGGACUUUCUACAAUCGGCUUUUACGGAGCCUGAAGAGAUGUCUUGA